Messenger RNA from Pungitius pungitius (ninespine stickleback), 2696 nucleotides. RefSeq names its product WD repeat-containing protein 70. Gene Ontology annotation, molecular function: protein binding. The record is from RefSeq and is a predicted model, not a curated record. Gene Ontology annotation, cellular component: nucleus; site of double-strand break. The transcript is spliced from 18 exons. Bases 54 to 2006 code for a protein of 650 amino acids. Lineage: Eukaryota; Metazoa; Chordata; Actinopteri; Perciformes; Gasterosteidae.
GAGGAAGAGGAAAUAACUUCCGGAGGUCAAAGGUAAUCUUCGUAUUUGAAAACAUGGAUCCCAACAAAGUGGAUGAAGCAUCGGACAAGAUGAGUGAUGAUGGAGAAAUGGCAUCUGUUAUGGGGUUCUCAGGUUUUGGUAAGAAAGCCCGGACAUUUGACCUGGAAGCCAUUUUCGAACAGACCCGUCGAACAGCGAUUGAGAGGAGUCAGCUUGUUUUGGAGGGGCGGCAGAAGGAUGAUCAUAUGGAGCAGCAAGGUGAAAGCUCCCAAUCAACCAAGGCAUCAGUUCUUGCUCCAAGAGACAAAGCUACAGCUGCUACUGCGAGAAAACAGGAAAGUGGGGGCAGCAGUAGCAGCGACAGUGGUUCAGACUCGGAUUCUGAGCUUAUUGGGCCCCCGCUUCCUCCGCAACAGACCUCCCAGGGCGGUGAUGAUGAGCUUGGGUCACUGACUCGUGCAUCAGGCAGCACAGCUAAUAGUGAUGAUGAUGAUGAUGAAGAUGAUGAAGGGGAGGCACAAGAUGACGAUGAUAAUCCAGUAAAGAAGAUUCCAGACUCUCAUGAGAUCACAAUGCAGCACGGCACCAAGACAGUGUCGGCUCUUGCCUUGGACCCGUCUGGAGCCCGUCUGGUGACUGGCGGGUUGGAUUAUGACGUGCGUUUCUGGGAUUUUGCCGGCAUGGACCAGGCUCUGCAGGCCUUCAGAUCCCUCCAGCCCUGUGAGUGCCAUCCGAUCACAUCCCUGCAGUACAGCGUUACUGGUGAUGUCAUCCUGGUGGUUUCUGGCAAUGCACAGGCCAAGGUGUUGGACCGCGAUGGCUUCAACGUCAUGGAGUGCGUGAAGGGAGACCAGUACAUUGUGGAUAUGGCCAAAACUAAGGGUCACACGGCUAUGCUUAACAGUGGCUGCUGGCAUCCCAAGAUGAAAGAAGAGUUCAUGACGUGCUCCAAUGACGGGACCGUGCGCACAUGGGACCUGAAAUCCGAGAAGCAGCACAAGUCUGUGUUCAAACCGCGUUCCUUCCAGGGGAAGAAGGUCGUCCCCACGAGCUGCACCUACAGCCGCGACGGGAAGCUCAUCGCCGCCGGCUGCCAGGACGGAUCCAUCCAGAUCUGGGAUAGAAACCUCAGCGUCCAUACAAAGUUCCACUGUCGGCAAGCACACAACCCGGGAUCCGACACCUCCUGCCUCGCCUUUUCCUACGAUGGCAGGACUCUGGCGUCACGUGGAGGGGACGACACCGUCAAGAUGUGGGAUAUACGUAACUUCAAGAAGCCUGUGAAUGUAGCUACUGGGCUGUGCAACUACUUCACCAUGACUGACUGCUGUUUCAGCCCCGAUGACAGGCUUCUUCUAACGGGGACCUCUGUGAAGAAAGACGGAGGAAACGGGAAGCUGGUUUUCUUGGACCGAGUUUCCUUUCAGAGGGUCUAUGAAAUAGAAGUCACCAAUGCUAGCGUCGUCCGCUGUCUGUGGCAUCCGAAACUUAACCAGAUUAUGGUGGGAACUUCGAAUGGACUGGCCAAGGUUUACUAUGACCCUGUUAAAAGCCACAGAGGGGCCAAGCUGUGUGUCGUGAAGAGCCAGCGGAAAGAGAGACAAGCAGAGACGCUAACACAAGAUUACAUCAUCACGCCUCAUGCCUUACCCAUGUUCAGAGAGGCCCGGCAGAGGAGUACACGAAAACAGCUGGAGAAGGACCGACUUGACCCGAGGAAAUCCCACAAACCCGAGCCGCCUGUGUCCGGACCAGGUCGAGGAGGACGAGUAGCGGCUCAUGGCGGCACGCUGUCCUCAUUCAUCGUGAAGAACAUCGCUUUAGAUAAGACGGAUGACAGCAACCCCCGGCAGGCCAUCCUACGUCACGCCAAGGAGGCUUCGGACAACCCUUACUGGGUCGCCCCGGCAUACACGCAGACCCAGCCAGUGCCAAUGUUUGCAGAGGAAUCGGAAUCGGAUGAGGAGGCCGAAAAGGAACCAGAGUGGAAGAAACGCAAGAUCUGAAGUACCUCAAAAGCAGCUCAUUUUAUGUAGAAUGGCAGACAGGGUGGGCUUGUGUUUGUGUGCUUAUAGAAAUGCUUCAAUGGUGUUUCUGACAAUAACUGUGUUUUGGAUUGAUCCCGAGACCUCAGAUAUAUAUGAUAUAUACAUAUAUGAUCAUAUAUAUAAUCUCUCAAUUACGUUACUCAAUUGAAGUUGAAUUGAGUCUCUCUCCUCCCUCAUAAUGUUUCCUUAUUUGUAUUUAGGUGUUUUUUUCAUACUUGUUUACUUUGCAAGCACAAUAUAUUUUUAAACAGUUAAACUGUUCUAUUUCGCAUCAACGUCACAAAGAACUGUUUUUUUUUUUUUUAAAUGUGUGUUUUGAUUAUGUGGAUUUUAAAUUCAUAAUUUCUAUCGUCCACAUCUCCAGAGUUUGUCAAGGCCUCAUAAAGUGUCUCCAGAUUUUGUGGUCUGGUUGUGUUUAUCAGCUAUGAAGAACAGUUUGCAGGUUUGUAAAAACAAAAAACAUUGCAGCCGUUUGUAUUUCUUGCGUUACACUUUUUAAAGCUCUGGAGUUUUGUAUCACAUCCAAAAAAAUGGCAAAUAGCAAUCUGCUAAUUAGAUUCCACCUCAAGAGAAUAUUCAUUCCUUUGCAGGGUUCCUGUCAAAUAGUGAUAUGUUUUAUCCAAAUUAAAGCGAUACUUCUCUUUUUUA